Molecule: messenger RNA, 884 nt
Organism: Lactuca sativa (garden lettuce)
Lineage: Eukaryota; Viridiplantae; Streptophyta; Magnoliopsida; Asterales; Asteraceae
Product: aerobic coproporphyrinogen-III oxidase (DUF1218)
Source: RefSeq, a predicted model, not a curated record
CCCAAACCACUUUGAAUGUUAAAGAAACCCUGAAACCCCGUUUCCAUUACAAAAGCAGUCUACACUCACACUCUACACCACUCUGUGUGUCUCAACGGCAACACCAGCUGUCCUCCUCGUUAAUGGCGGUUUCAAUCUCCGUUCUCGUCGUUAUCGUGUCCCUUCACCUCAUGGCCUUCGUCCUCGCCAUCGGCGCCGAACGCCGCCGUAGCACGGCAAAAGUGGUGCCGGACCAGUACGAUGAGUACGAUUACUGUGUCUACGCCUCCGAUGCGUCGACGGCGUAUGGUUUGUCGGCGUUUGGGCUGUUGCUCAUCAGUCAGACGGUUGUUAGCGGUGUUACCAAGUGUUUAUGCUUUGGUAAAGGUCUUGUGAGGGGUAGGUCAAAGACUAUUGCGAUCUUCUUCUUCAUUUUCUCCUGGAUCAGUUUUCUUGGGGCAGAAGCAUGUCUACUUGCAGGAUCUGCUAAAAAUGCUUACCACACUAAAUACAGAGGCAUCUACCAUGUAACAGAUCUGUCAUGUGAGACUUUACGUAAAGGUGUGUUUGCUGGUGGGGCCGCGUUGACUUUUCUUUCAAUGGUGGCUUCGAUUGUCUACUAUGCGGUCCACUGUAAGGCGGACACGGGUGGAUGGGAAAAGCACCAGAAUGAAGAACUAGGUAUGACUUCGUCUGGUUUUACCGGGAAUCAGGGUCAAAAUGCUGGUCAAUUUGAAAAGCUUUGAUUAAGUUAAUAAUUUCGUUAAUAUUAUUUAUAUUAUAGAAAAAGAAAAGAAAAGAAAUAUGAGAUUUGAGAGUUGUGUUUAAGGUUAUUAUAUUAAGAUUAAAUAUUAGUGAUUAUGUACUACUUUUUGAUGUUUGAAUGUGUUGAUGUUGAUUAUGUA